This is a messenger RNA of Lagopus muta (rock ptarmigan), 2319 nucleotides long. RefSeq names its product solute carrier family 25 member 32 (gene SLC25A32). Gene Ontology annotation, biological process: folate import into mitochondrion; nucleotide transport. The transcript has 8 exons. Gene Ontology annotation, molecular function: FAD transmembrane transporter activity; folic acid transmembrane transporter activity. Gene Ontology annotation, cellular component: mitochondrion. The record is from RefSeq and is a predicted model, not a curated record. Bases 58 to 1026 code for a protein of 322 amino acids. NCBI's taxonomy places the organism in Eukaryota, Metazoa, Chordata, Aves, Galliformes, Phasianidae.
UCGGCGCGGUCUCGCGAGACGCGGAGCGGCUCGGCGCCGAGAUCGCCGCCGGCGGGGAUGAGCGCGGCGCCGGGUGCCCGGGGCCAUGCGUGCGCCGUUGGGCCGCCGGCGUCGCCCGUGCGCUCCGUGCUGCGGCACGUGCAGCUGGAGAACCUGGCGGCCGGGCUCAGCGGCGGCGUCGUGUCCACGCUGGUGCUGCAUCCGCUGGACCUGGUCAAGAUCCGCUUCGCAGUGAAUGACGGAUUGGAGCUGAGGCCAAAAUACAAUGGGAUUCUCCACUGUAUGACCACUGUCUGGAAGCGUGAAGGACUACGAGGCUUGUACCAAGGGGUAACUCCCAACAUGGUGGGAGCAGGGGCUUCCUGGGGACUUUAUUUUUUCUUUUACAAUGCCAUCAAAGCGUAUAAGAAGGAAGGGAAGCUGGAGAGUCUCACUGCAACCGAACACCUGGUAUCAGCUGCAGAAGCGGGAGCCAUGACUCUCUGCAUUACGAACCCAAUAUGGGUAACGAAGACGCGACUUGUAUUACAAUACGACGCUGGUGUUGAUCCCUCAAAGCGACAGUACGCAGGAAUGUCUGAUGCUCUUAUAAAGAUAUACAGGACAGAGGGUAUACGUGGCUUGUAUAAGGGAUUCGUUCCUGGUCUGUUUGGAACUUCACAUGGAGCACUUCAGUUCAUGGCAUAUGAGGAUUUGAAACAGAGAUACAACAAGUACAGAAACAGAGUGUCAGAUACAAAAUUGAACACUGCAGAAUACAUAACGAUGGCAGCUGUAUCCAAAAUAUUUGCUGUAACAGCAACGUAUCCCUAUCAAGUUGUACGGGCUCGUCUUCAAGAUCAGCAUAAUAGAUACUCUGGUGUGUUAGAUGUGAUCCGCAGGACUUGGAGGAAAGAAGGAAUCCAUGGAUUUUACAAAGGAAUUGUCCCCAAUGUGAUCAGAGUGACUCCUGCGUGCUGCAUUACCUUCGUAGUUUAUGAAAAUGUGUCAGGUUUUCUACUUGGUUUUAGAAAAGAAAAUAACUAAAGGUCUCAAGAUAACAAUUGGUCAGAUUGUACUACAGAAAACUUCAUAUAAAAGCAAUUCCUGCAUCUGAAGCAUCUGAACUCUCUUAAGUCUUUAUCUGAGUCUCAUGAAGAAAAUUUGUAUGUAACUGCUUACAACAGUGUCUACAGAAUCCAUUUCUGUUACUUGGGAGAUUUUAGGUUAUGGAGUGCUCCAUGUUCCAUCGCUCAUCCGACACAAAAAAUGCAGCCUCAGUGGGGUGCAAUUUGGAAACUCAGAUUGCUUUGUAAAAUGGUCAGCCAUCCAUUCCUGGUUUGCAGUAAUUGCAAAUUGAAAUCCACUUCUUGUCUCAUACCAAGACAGAGUUGCAGUGUGGUUUUUGGCUUGUUUUUAACACCAGACCAAAGUCUGUUGUGCACAUUGUUGGCAACUUAGUUCAUUUGAUUUCUCAUCGCCCCACCCUCCUCAGCCACAGCUCCAGGACUGGUACAUCUGACUAAAUGCUCCUUAUUUGAAAGGAGGCUUACUUAAAAAAAAAAUAAUAAUAAUCCAAAUAAUUCACUAGUGAUGCAGUUUUAAAGCAACUCUAACAAAGACUGGUCUUUGGAAAAAAAAAAUCUAUAGGUUUUCUAAAAACUUUGUGCACAGGGCUUUCUUAAAAAACAUCUUCUGAUUUAGUCUCAGAAGUGACUAAGACUAUUGCUAUACAGCAGUAAGCUGAAUUGCAGUAUGUUUCAGCAUGGUUGAAUAAUAAUGUUUAUUUUUAUUCCAAUAAUUGCUGACAGAGAGAGGUGUUUUUUGGAGACUUGGGUUUAUCUGUUGUAGUUCAUUAUUGAGGAAGUAAUUUACUGAGCAUAACAUUUGCCUUCUACUGUGAGUAUGAAGGAGUAUCAGAUAUUAUCAACUGAGAAGGAAAGAAGGUAGGAAACAUUUUCAAUAGUUGAGGGGGAAUAAUGAGUUUUAUAUGAAGCAGAGAAUAUUUUCAUCUAGCUAAAAAUCUCAAUAACCACUUAGAGAAGUUGUUUUACAGAAAACUAACCCAGAGCAGAAAUAAGACUUGUUUUUUAAUUAAAAAGAGUUGGUUUUACUCUAGUUAAAUUUGAAAGUCUCCCAAAACCUGCUCGGUAUUUUGAAUCUCAGUUCAGCAACCUGGUUGCUUGUUUCUGUUGAUACUAUUGCCAUGCCUUGGGUGUUUGUUUGUUUGUUUUUUAGUAACACAGCUCCUCUUCCCCAGUCCCAUCCUCUCUGCUGUUACAGUUGAUAAUACAUUGUUAUCUCAUCUGAGAAAGCUGACUGGCUAUUUUUAAAUUAUUA